AUGCGCGUUCCAUUGUCACUCCCUAUCACCGUCCUGAGCCUAUUGAGCUCCACGGUUGCUUAUCCCUAUGGCGAGACCGAGGCUGUCUUGCUCCGCGAACCAGAGACCAACCAAGCUAAGGCCAACGCCGUCAAGGAUGCCUUCCAACACGCGUGGGAUGGAUACAUGAAAUAUGCUUUUCCCCACGACGAGCUGACUCCAGUCAGCAAUGGCCACGCCGACUCUAGAAAUGGAUGGGGAGCCUCCGCAGUCGAUGCGCUUUCCACAGCCGUGAUUAUGGGCAAAGGAGACGUUGUAAAUACAAUUCUCGAGCACGUUCAGAAUAUCGACUUCUCCGAGACCUCAGAUACCGUCAGCCUUUUCGAAACCACCAUUCGUUACCUGGGGGGGUAUGCUGGACCUGCAAAAGACCUGGUCGACGACCAGAGCCUCGUUGACGGAUUGCUCACACAGUCCAAAAAUCUUGCUGAUGUGCUCAAAUUUGCUUUCAAUACCCCGUCAGGUGUUCCAUACAACAACCUCAACAUCACAUCGAACGGCAACGAUGGCGCGACAACCAAUGGCCUUGCUGUGACCGGAACACUGGUCCUCGAAUGGACGCGCCUAUCCGAUUUGACCGAUGACAAGGAGUAUGCCAAGUUGAGCCAGAAGGCAGAGUCAUAUCUGCUGAGUCCGAAGCCGUCAAGCAGCGAGCCGUUCCCCGGCCUUGUGGGCAGCUCAAUCAACAUUAAGACUGGCCAAUUUGCAGACGCGUCAGUCUCAUGGAACGGAGGCGACGACUCAUUCUAUGAGUACCUCAUCAAGAUGUACGUGUACGACCCUAAGCGGUUCGCGACGUACAAGGACCGCUGGGUACUCGCGGCCGAGUCGACAAUCAAGCAUCUCAAGGCACACCCGGAGACUCGGCCGGACCUGACGUUCCUGUCUUCGUACAACAACGGAAAUUAUGAUCUCAGCUCGCAGCACUUGACCUGCUUCGACGGCGGCAGUUUCAUUCUGGGUGGUACGGUUUUGGAUCGCCAGGACUUUAUUGACUUCGGUCUUGAGCUGGUGAACGGAUGUGAGGCUACCUACAACUCUACUCUUUCUAAGAUCGGGCCAGACUCGUGGGGUUGGGACCCGAAGCGUGUCCCAGAUGACCAGAAGGAUUUCUACGAGAAGGCUGGCUUCUACAUCAACAGUGGCGCCUAUGUCCUCCGCCCCGAGGUAAUUGAGAGCUUCUACUAUGCGCAUCGCGUUACUGGCAAGGAAAUCUACCGUGACUGGGUCUGGAAUGCAUUCGUCGCAAUCAACUCUACCUGCCGCACCGACUCCGGCUUCGCUGCUGUAUCUGAUGUCAACCAGGCCAACGGCGGCUCCAAGUAUGACAACCAGGAGAGCUUCCUCUUCGCCGAGGUCCUGAAGUACUCGUACCUUGCACACUCCGAAGAUGCCGCAUGGCAAGUCCAGAAGGGUGACAAAAACACCUUUGUGUUCAACACUGAGGCGCACCCUGUCCGCGUCGUACGCGACUAG
Penicillium waksmanii is the source of this 1515-nucleotide messenger RNA. RefSeq names its product glycoside hydrolase family 47 protein. Gene Ontology annotation, biological process: carbohydrate metabolic process; N-glycan processing. The transcript has 5 exons. Gene Ontology annotation, molecular function: calcium ion binding; mannosyl-oligosaccharide 1,2-alpha-mannosidase activity. The record is from RefSeq and is a predicted model, not a curated record. Gene Ontology annotation, cellular component: Golgi membrane; endoplasmic reticulum. NCBI's taxonomy places the organism in Eukaryota, Fungi, Ascomycota, Eurotiomycetes, Eurotiales, Aspergillaceae. The coding region runs from base 1 to 1515 and encodes 504 amino acids.